AUGAUUACCCUGGAAGAGAUAUUAACAGCCUGUCCUAAUCUUAUUUCGCUCACUGUGACUCAAUACGGCGAUGGAGUUAUCGCCGAUCUUCCAAGUGCAACGUGGCCCAACAUUUCAGCAUUAUCAAUUGAGCUUACAGAACCAGACCCAUGCAUUACGCGUGAUGAGAUAAUACAUCUCUGCGACCAUUUCCCAUCACUCAAAGAGCUCCAUCUCGAUCCAUGUGUCGACAUCGAAUCCGUUCUCAUCAUCCCACAGCGUUUCCCCUUGAUGACAAGUGUUGAGCUGGAGAUCUUUUUAACACACGUGGGUGUGACCUACAAGAGCAGUGGAUACCAAGAGCUAUCAAUGACGAAGCUUUCCGUCACCAUCCAGCAUUGGCAAGAAGAUGACGAUUUGGUGGAUAUGAUUCCUAUUUUGAGGCAGCAUCAUGAAACGCUAGAGGACAUUCAAUGGAACAUAUACCCUGAGAGAGAUUAUGGAGGACUUGCCCACAUCCAGUACCCAAGCCUCAAAAAGCUGUCGCUGAGCUCUUCAGGAUCGUUUAUAUUACACAAUGCGCCCAUGUUGGAAGAAUUGAAAAUGUCAUCCACCGCAAUCAAUGCCGACACGCGUAUGCUGGAUACAAUACCACCACGUUUGAAGAUCCUCGAAUUCGACUUUGACGAUGGACAAGAGCUUAACGAUGAAAAGGCAAUUGAACGCUAUCUCCAUCGCAUCUCACAUCAAUGUCUACUACAAGACCUUACUAUCGGCCUCAUCGACGUGGAUACUUCAGGCAAUGUGCUGAAUGCAAUUUGUGGUUUACGCACGCUUCAACGUGUGGUGGUUGGUUUUGCCGAGGUUCGGAAGCCAUAUCAAAUGGAAAGAUUCCUUGAAGGUCUCGUGCAUGGAUGCCCUCAUUUAUUGUGCCUUGAAAUUGAUUGCAUGAUCGCGCCAUCGACAUAUUCCAUCGAUACCUUGAAACGACUUGAACGCCUAAAGCACUUUGCGUUUUCAAUCAACGACACAUGUGGCUAUGAUAGUUUUUGGCGUGCGAUUGGAACUUUUACUCAGCUCAAGCGUAUUCAUGUUUACCCAGAGAAUGAAGUCAACCAGUUGGAAAUUGAACGUCUUAAGCAGCAACGACCUGACAUGAAGAUUAUUGUGGAUGACAAGUUCGCGCGAUACUGA
This is a messenger RNA of Lichtheimia ornata, 1173 nucleotides long. RefSeq lists its product as uncharacterized. Bases 1 to 1173 code for a protein of 390 amino acids. The record is from RefSeq and is a predicted model, not a curated record. Lineage: Eukaryota; Fungi; Mucoromycota; Mucoromycetes; Mucorales; Lichtheimiaceae. The transcript has a single exon.